AUGACUCAACCAACCGUUUCCAUAAUGCAGCGUGCGGCAACACACAACACUCCAAAGUUUAGUGUGAAGAAACCGUCCGUUCCGCAAACGGGUUGCAGUGUUCGUCGGGCAAAGGAGCCCCCCGUUGUCCGCGCCGCGGCCGCGGCAGUAGUGCCAUUGCACCGUAGUGAGCUGGAGGAGCGAUUGCAGUACCUGCUGCAUGUAGAAGAGGUGGCAUCCGCCGUUGGCCCCAAUGAUUUAAUGCAAGUAUUAGCAGAGCUGCGACGACGGCGUCAGGAACGAAAGGCUGUCGUCCUCACAAGACGACGCAUAGCGGAGGCCCCAAAUGCAGUCUAUCCACAUGUGACAGCGCUUGUGAAGGCGUGUGAGUCCACGACCGAUGCAGCCACGAUAGAUAUUUUGCGAGAGUUUUGUCAACACCACUGUACACCUAGUCGAAAUGAAAAAGGUCGAUCACUGAUAUACACAGCACUUGCAGAGGUUUUACUGAAGCGUAGAGCGAAUGAAAGUGACGUUGCGGAGGCUCUUUAUCUUUUAGACGAAGCGGUGGCUGAGGGACAUGCGGGGGCAAUGCUUCUUAUCGGUCUUUCUCUUCGCGAUGGGAUUGGGGUGCCGGAGGACUUGGAGGCGGCGCUCACGUGGGUUGAGCGAUCCGCCGAUGCCGGCUACGCCCCCGCAAUGUUUGAACUCGGGGCGAUGUACGAGGACGGUGUAGAGAGUGCUGGUGGCGACAUCCUGGAGUCCGACUGGGGUGAGGCUGCAGAGUGGUAUAAAGCGGCUGCGGACCUGGGGCACACAAUGGCCCAGCUGAACCUGGGAAAGCUCUUGUGGAAGGCAGCGGCAAUGGCAGGCGACGUCAAAUCUGACACAUGUGACCAACGCACCAUCGUGGAUCUUCAGACCAAAUCACGCGCAUGGCUGGAGAUGGCGGCGUCUUCAGGGAGUGAGGAGGCCGUGCGGCUCCUUCGUUGUAGAUAG
Molecule: messenger RNA, 978 nt
Organism: Trypanosoma rangeli
Lineage: Eukaryota; Euglenozoa; Kinetoplastea; Trypanosomatida; Trypanosomatidae
Product: Sel1 domain-containing protein
Exons: 1
Coding region: 1-978 (325 amino acids)
Molecular function (GO): protein binding
Source: RefSeq, a predicted model, not a curated record